Messenger RNA from Brassica oleracea var. oleracea, 2154 nucleotides. Its product is annotated as isoflavone reductase homolog P3-like. NCBI's taxonomy places the organism in Eukaryota, Viridiplantae, Streptophyta, Magnoliopsida, Brassicales, Brassicaceae. The record is from RefSeq and is a predicted model, not a curated record. Bases 1095 to 2033 code for a protein of 312 amino acids. Gene Ontology annotation, molecular function: oxidoreductase activity. The transcript is spliced from 9 exons.
UAAACAUGAGACGGUUUUUACUGGACACGUGUAGGCUUUGCUUCUCUUCUCUCUCUCAACCUCUCUCUGUGUGCAAACGAGAUUCUCUCCCUCUCUGUGGCUUCAUGAUGCAAAUGGAUAGAUUUUGCUUCAUACAAUAUCCAAACUUUCAAAAUUCGCCAUACCCAUCGAUUCAUCUCUUUCCCCAUAUGAGAAAAGCCCUAAUUUUGAUUUCCUAGAAAAAAAAAAAUCAGCUGAUGGGUGCGAGCGAGAAGUUCGAUGGAAUCCUCCCCAUCCAGAAAUCCGAUGUCUAAGUUUAUUACUGGUGAAAGUAAAUUUGAACCGAAUCUGAUGUGUCUCAUGUUUGAUGCGUCUCCAAAAUUUGAUGUCUAAUUACUGGAAUAUAAUUUUGAUCUUCGUGGGAAAAAAAUGGAGCUUUGUGAAUGUUCAAGAGCUGCAGAGUUUCCAGAAGAGCUUUGUGAAUGUUCAAGACAUUUUGGAUCAGAACCGGCUGUUGAUCGACGAGAUCAAUCUGAACCAUGAGUCCAAUCAACCUGAAAACUUGCAAUCUAAAGGCAAGUUUAUUACACUGAAAACACCAUUCUGCUGGUCUGCAAAGAUACCAAAUCGUAAAACUCCAGUUCGGUCCUGUUUUAGUUUCCUUGUGCACUCACUUGUGCCUUUGUACUCUCAUAUGUAAGUGAAUUUUUGUUUUUCUCAUUGCAAGACACCCUUGAGACUUUGUCCAUAUCAGUGAUAUUAAGAAGAAGCUGUUCAAGGAUUUAGAUGGCAUAGCCAAGAGUUCUGCGAUUCUAGCUUCUAACACAAGUUCCAUCUCCAUCACUCGUCUUGCUUCUGCAACACAAAGACCUUGCCAGGUAUGAAGGAAGUUGUGUCUACAAAUAAAGCACCACCUGCUGUAGGACCAUACUCUCAGGCCAUCAAAGCCAACGGUUUCGUUUUCGUUUCAGGUGUUCUUGGACUUGUGCCUGAGUGCUCGAUUACACACUUUCAUCGCUUCCUUUUCCACAUAGAAACCAAUAGCUAGUGACCCGCCGGCCUAAACGUGACCAUAAUACCAAAAACAACAUAACUCACAAAGAACAACAACAUCAAUGGCGACGGAGCAAAUCAAGAUUCUGGUGAUCGGAGGAACUGGUUACAUCGGAAAGUUCAUCGUCGAAGGCAGCGCUAAAUCCGGCCACCAAACAUUCGCUCUCGUCAGAGAAUCCUCUCUCUCUGACCCCGUCAAGGUCAAAAUCGUCCAGAACUUCAAAGAUCUCGGCGUUACAAUACUAUAUGGAGAUUUAAGCGACAAGGAGAGCUUAGUCAAGGCCAUUCAACACGUUGAUGUAGUCAUCUCCACCGUUGGUCUCUCUCAAUUCAUGAACCAGAUUAAUAUUAUUUCUGCUAUUAAAGAAUCUGGCAAGCAUAUUAAGAGAUUCUUGCCUUCUGAGUUUGGCAAUGACGUGGAUCGAACGGUGGCGAUUGGACCAGCGAAGUCGGAGUUCGCAAUGAAGGCUGAGAUCCGCCGUGUCGUUGAAGCUGAAGGUGUACCUUACACAUACGUGAUCAACAAUUGCUUUAAUGGGUAUUUUUUGGCUACACUUGCUCAAUGUGAAACGAGACUCACUUCUCCUCCUAGAGACAAAGUCACCAUCUAUGGCGAUGGUAACGCUAAAGCCAUUUUAAACAAAGAGGAAGACAUUGUUGCAUACACCAUGAGAGCUGUCGAUGAUCCAAGGACUCUCAACAAGAGUAUCUACAUAAACCCUCCAAAAAACAUUGUUUCGCAGAACGAUGUAGUUGCCUUGUGGGAGAGCAAGAUUGGUACAACUCUGGAGAAGACUUACGUUUCAGAGGAAGAACUCCUCAAGAAAAUACCACAGUCACCACAUCCUCUGGAUCUUCUGUUGGCUUUGAAUCAUGCCAUCUUUGUGAAAGGAGAUCAAACGUGGUUUACAAUAGAGCCUUCCUUUGGUGUGGAAGCUUCUCAGCUUUACCCUGAUGUCAAGUACACAAGCGUCGAUGAGUAUCUCAACCAGUUUGUGUAAGAAGUAAAAGAAAUCAUCUUCGCCUUGUGGCAACCAUUUACUGUGAUGAUGAGAGAUUGAUGACCAUUGGUCUGUUAUACCAAAAACUGAAUAAGACAUAUCUAUAUGAUAGUUUAUUGCA